GCUCCCAGACGUCACUUAUUUUCUGAUGGACAAAAUAUAUACGAGUGAGUAGUGGUGGGGUGUGCUAUGAUCAUAUGACUAGUUGCUACCUUGGCCAGACGGCCCUUUUUCAGGUAGCAAUUAAUCAAGGUACAUAGAAAUACUGCUCACUUCACUUAAAUUCUGAUAGCUGAUUUUAACAUAUAUUUCACACAAUAUCGUUAAAAAUCAGGAUUCAUUACUCCCAGACACAUGCGGUCGGCGGUUUUACCUUACAGACGCUUCAAAGCUAUUAAAAAAAUUAAUUAAGGUCACUUAUUUUCUGAUGCUUGAUUUUUAUAUAUGUUAUUCAAACAACUAUUUUAAAACGUUUUGCAAACGGACAGACCGAUCCAAGGGGCCAAACAUUCACCAGACCCAAUUUUCAUGUCGCUGAGAGUAGGGGCACGGGCAUUAUCCGUGCGCAUAAGUGCGAGUGAGACAGACAUGAGUGUCAUUGCUUCUCUCCUUCUAUUCGGUUUACUCUUACCCACUAGUUAAUGUAUCGCGUCUGUUGAGUGCGUCAGCUGUGUUGUGAUUUAAGUAGCAAUUCGUAUAAAAAAAUACAAAUAUUUGCAGUGUUUGAAAAAAUAUAAUGGCUAAUUUGUUAAAUUGUGUAUUUUGCAAUAAUUGUGAUGAAAAUUUAAUAUUAUUUACGGAAGAGACAUUAAAAAAGUGUCGAGUGAUUUUACAGCAUAGAAAGGAACAUAACCUAAAAUUUAAAGACGUUGUUUUGCCGGGUGAACUAUUUGAAAGUGGUUAUCACAGAAACUGUUACAAAUCGUUUACAGGGUUAAAUAAAAAGUACUAUUUACCAAAAAAUACGGCAACCGAGAAAGCUAAUUCAACAGAAAAGUUAUUAAGCAUUGCAGAAAAUUUAUCCACUGAUAUCUCAACGACAGUUGAAUUAGAUACACAAUGUAUUCAGCCAGAAGCAUCUACGUCUCAACAUUUUAAUCCAGCAGCAGCUGUUAUACCUGACACUACUACAAUACCUAGCCCAUCUGUCUUACCUGAGUUGGUCGAACCGGAUUUUCCAAGAUUAGAAGAAUAUAUUGAUCAUCCUGAAAAUAUUGAUUCACUUUCUGACAGUAAUACUGCAGUUGAUAUCGAUGUAAAUAAUUCUCCAAAUAAUCUUACUUGUAUAUAUUGUGAUCAAAAAACUAAAAAGCACAAGUCUAAACGAUUGCCUCUAAUUACGUCAGAUAAAAAUGUAUUUCUAUCUAAAGCUAAAAAUCAAUAUGAAAAUCAUACAGAAUUCUUGGAAAAAAUUGUAAAUUAUCCACAUUCUAAAAUACACUAUCACAAUAUCUGUCAAUUAAAUUUUUCUUAUGAAACUUCAUCAAACAAAAAAACUACUACAACUCAUUGGCAUAGUCUUCGUGAACAACACCGAGCAGCUUUUCAUGAAAUAUGUUCUUUUAUUGAAGAAAAUAUAAUUCAAAAAGGACGGUGUUACUUCCUGAGUUAUAUUUGUCGAUGUUAUAUCGGAUUAUUAGAUGAAAGUGAUGAAAAUAAUGAUGUCGGAAUUAGAGGGGAUUUUAAAGCACACAUUUUGGAAUCAAAAAUUAAGAAAAAAUAUGGUAAAGAGAUAAAAAUUUUUAUUAUUCAGAAUAAAAAAUUAGUCGCGCCGAAAAAUGUAGUGGCUAUUGAUGAGCAAACACUCGAAAGUCUAAAAGAUGAAGAUAUUUUACUUAAAGCUGCUCUAUUAUUGAGAAAAUCUGUUUUACAAGCUGAAAAAAAAAAGUUACCUCAUAACUUAACAAUACAACAUUUGCAGGACGGAGAAAUAUCUGUGCCACAAGAUCUACUGGACUUUUAUUCUACUUUGAUAGCCGGUAAUAAUCGAAGACGUAAAAAUAAUCAAAAGUGUAUCCGUCAAGUCAAGUCAUAUUGUGAAGAUGUCGUCUAUAGCAUUUACAAUGGAAAAAUAAAAACAUCAAAGCAUAUUAUGCUCGGAAUGGCUUUAAAAAGUCUAACAAGUAGCCGCAAAAUUAUUGAUAUAAUACAUAGAUAUGGGCAUUGUAUCAGUUAUCCUGGAGUGGAAGAGCUCGAAACAGAAGCAACAUAUACAUCAGUUGAAAAAUCAAGUGUAUGUCCUGAAACAAUUAAAAAAUCACCAGAUCUCUGCACCGGUCUUGCUUUCGAUAAUUUUGAUCGUUUCGUGGAGACAAAGACUGGUAAAGAUACAUUGCACGAUACAGUUGGUAUUAUUUACCAGAAUAUUGAUAUGAACACCCCAGAUGAACCGCAAUUAAUAAAUAUCACCGAUGCUCAUACCGAAGUAUCUAUCAACUCGCAAAAAAGGAGACGGAGAACUUUUGAUGCUAUUUCUAUGGAAAUUAGUGAAGAACCAUUGGUUAAAAAAAUGAAGAUAACAGAUCUAGAAGCGUCAGCUUGUGAAGAUACAGAACCUAUAAAUUUACCACUGUACAAAACGAUCGAUACGCUGUGGAUGUUUAGCCAUGCUCUCCAGUUACCGAAUGUUCCAAUGUGGGUUGGAUUUAAUUCUUUUCUAGUUGACAAUAAUAGCCCACAACAAAUAGUUUCAUAUCUAACUCCAAUAAAUCAAUCGCCUACUAACAAAUCAGUAGUUUUGGAGACUAUGAAACAGAGUCAACAAAUUUGUGAAGAAGUGAAGCAGUCAUCCAUCCAAGUUACUUAUGAUCUUGCGAUUGCAAAAAUAGCCUUACAAAUUCAAGCUAGCCACAAACCAGAUCUUGAUAAUUUAUUCAUACAUUUGGGGCCAUUCCAUAUAAUGAUGGCUUACUUCAAAACUAUAGGAAAAUUUAUUAUGCAUUGUGGCUUAACAAACGUCAUGGUACAGAGUAAUUUAUUAGCAUCCGGCUCUGUAAAUGGAUUUCUGGAGGGAAAACAUUUCAAUAGGUGUAAAAGGCUUCACCCUUUGAUGGCUGUAGGUUUGGAAAUUUUACAUUUUAAAUCGUUUUUGGAGAGUAAUAAUAUUACUAUCAGUGAUCAAAUUAUCCAAGAAAUCACACGACUAAGAACGUCUUCAAUAUCUUCACUUACAAUUGAGGAUGACGAGCUUAAUGCAUUAUUACAGAAUUAUGAUAUUUAUAAGCAAAAAACCCUCAAUGGCGAGUUUGGUAAAACUCCACAGUUUUAUUUAAUCUAUAUAAAUCUUGUUCAUCAUUAUUUAACCUUGUCAAGAAGCAUACGUUGUGGAGAUUUUGAAUUAUUUAAGUUUGUACUGCCAAAAAUUACUAACUUAUUUUUCAUAUGCAAUCAACAGAAUUAUGCUCGUUGGACAGUUAAAUACAGUAAUAAUUUGUUAAAAGUUGCCGAAACUCAUCCUGACUUGUAUGAACAGUUCAAAAAUGGUUUUUUUUGCAUUCAAAGAACUAGUAAGCCUUUUUCUAAGCAACCGAUUGACUUAGUCCUGGAACAAACCAUUAAUGCAGAUGCAGCCAGGAGACUCACAGGAAUAAUCCAAUUCACCAAUUCCAUAUCAGCACGCCAACGAUGGGCUCGCAGUCAUGAUAUACGAUCAACAAUAAUUAGUUCUGUUUAUAAAGAUCUAGACUUACAACAAAUACAAGAUGUUACAGCCGAGGUGUCUAAUCAUAAUAUGAAGAAUGAUACCAAACAAUUACAAAAAUUUAUCGACGAAUUCGAUCGAUUCAUCAAUCCGUUUAGUCCUGAAGUACCACAAGAUCUUUUGCUUAAUAUUUCAUCUGGAAAAGCAGCCUCAGAGGUCGUAGAAAAAUUUCUUCUCAAUGUUGAGAAGAAUGGAGACAUAAGACGUCAAACAUUCAUCGCAGAAUGUAAAAACGAUGAAUAUAGGUUCGAAAAGAGCAUAAAAAAAGUGCCACUGGAAAACUUUUCUUUAGAUUAUGCUAAGAAAACAACAACAACUAAGGUAGGUGGUAAAGUGCUAGAAGUACGUACUCAAAGAGAUCUGUUUGGGCGGAUGCUUGGAAUAUCGAUUGAUCACAAAGUCGAUAUAGCCAAAAUUUUAUCAUACCCCAUAACGCCAGUGCCAUUAUCCAUGUGUCAUUUCGACGGUGGCAUCUGUAAAACCCAAAAGUCGGUUCUGAUGAAAUCAUUGGAAAAAGGCGUACAACACAACCUACCUUCUCACAUUGAUAUUUUGAUAAUUGAUGGUUUCUUUCUGCUCUAUACUAUGAAUAAUGUGCCUAAAACUUUUGGAAAUAUCGCAAAAAAAUUACUACAAAUGGUGACACAGUUGAAAGCCACGAGAUAUGAUGUCAUAUUUGAUCAGUAUUUUUCCCCUUCCAUUAAAGAUUAUGAAAGAUCUCGCCGAUAUGAAUCAUCACUACUGGAAUUCAACAUUACUGGGCCAGAUCAAGUUCGUCCAUCAAAUUUCACGAAAGAGUUAAAAAAUAUCCACUUCAAACAGGCUCUCGUUGAUUUCUUCAUAUUGCACUGGACUAGUGAGGAGAUGAUUCCAUUCAUUGGUAAUAAUCAAGUUUACAUUAAUUUUCGACAAUGUCACUCUUUCACCGUGAGUAAUAAUAAAGUUAUGUCUGAAAUCAAUGAAGAUUUAUCGUGUCCCCAGCAUGAGGAAGCUGAUACAAAGAUUGUUUAUCAUGUUUGCAACACUGAUGCUCGAGCUAAUUUUGUGAUACGAUGUUCAGAUACGGAUAUUGCAGCGAUAAUGCUAGGAAAUAUGCAUCAUUUAAAAAAUGAUGAUUCACACGUGUGGAUAUUAACCGGCACUGGUAACAAUCAGCGAUAUGUUGAUAUUAGCAGUAUCUACAAACAGUUAGGACCGUCGUUAUGUCGAAGUCUACCAGGAUUCCAUGCUAUUACUGGAUGCGAUUAUAAUCCCGCAUUUUUCAAAAAGGGAAAACAAAGGCCGUUUAGUAUUCUUAAAAAAAAUAAAGAAUACCAACAAGCAUUUCUCACCUUUGGCACGUUGAAUUUGAUCGAUGAUGUAGACGAAGAAGAACGUGUAUUCAAUAUAGUACAAAGAUUUAUAUGUGAUGUUUAUAACGUACCAGGAGUAAUGGAUGUAAAUGCUGCCAGACUUCAGCUGUUUAUUAAUACAUAUAUGGUAUGUGAUGUUAAUGAAAAAUUUAUGCAAAAAAAUAUGAAAAACUUCGAUGCUACUAACUUACCACCUUGUAAAAGCGAACUUCGGCAACAGUUUCGACGAGCUAACUAUAUUGCUAGUGUUUGGAACAAUGCUAGUGCAAAAAUGAUUAAUAUUUUCAAUCCCGAAAAUUUUGGCUGGACAUUAGAAGAUGAUAAAUAUCAUUUUCAUUGGUUUGAUGGAGAUCAAUUGCCGGAUUUUGUCAGUCAGUCCUUGGAGGAAGAAUUAGCGAAAACGCCCGAGGAAAAUACUGAUGAACAAGAUGAUGAUUUAGAUAUUCAAUAUCAAGAUAGGAUCGAUGAUGAAUUACCUGACUUCAACGACGAUGACAAUGAAGAUUAGAAGCCAGUCGAAUAUUUACAAAUCAAUCUUACAAACUUAUGUAAAAAAAUAUUUGUCGAUUUUUGAUAGUUUUUUAAGGUUCGUUACAAAUAAAUAAUUAUUUGAAAAGGUUGCUGUUAUUUAAUUAAAUUAUUAAUACUUUGUAAACCUUUUGAUAUUUACUUUAAAAAUUUAAAAUUAACUUACUUAAAAAAAUUUAAAUUAAUAAAACAGUUUGUAAGGUACAAUUGUAUAAUUAUUGCGGUCAGAUGAGCACUUUUCUCAAAGUUAAUCUUUGAUUAUUUACGUGAUUUUCAAAUAGAAGGAGAGAAGCAAUGACACUCAUGUCUGUCUCACUCGCACUUAUGCGCACGGAUAAUGCCCGUGCCCCUACUCUCAGCGACAUGAAAAUUGGGUCUGGUGAAUGUUUGGCCCCUUGGAUCGGUCUGUCCGUUUGCAAAACGUUUUAAAAUAGUUGUUUGAAUAACAUAUAUAAAAAUCAAGCAUCAGAAAAUAAGUGACCUUAAUUAAUUUUUUUAAUAGCUUUGAAGCGUCUGUAAGGUAAAACGGCCGACCGCAUGUGUCUGGGAGUAAUGAAUCCUGAUUUUUAACGAUAUUGUGUGAAAUAUAUGUUAAAAUCAGCUAUCAGAAUUUAAGUGAAGUGAGCAGUAUUUCUAUGUACCUUGAUUAAUUGCUACCUGAAAAAGGGCCGUCUGGCCAAGGUAGCAACUAGUCAUAUGAUCAUAGCACACCCCACCACUACUCACUCGUAUAUAUUUUGUCCAUCAGAAAAUAAGUGACGUCUGGGAGC
Sitophilus oryzae (rice weevil) is the source of this 6227-nucleotide messenger RNA. RefSeq lists its product as uncharacterized. Bases 614 to 5437 code for a protein of 1607 amino acids. The record is from RefSeq and is a predicted model, not a curated record. The transcript is spliced from 3 exons. Lineage: Eukaryota; Metazoa; Arthropoda; Insecta; Coleoptera; Curculionidae.